This is a messenger RNA of Patiria miniata (bat star), 1361 nucleotides long. It is a transcript of the gene zfyve21, whose product is annotated as zinc finger FYVE domain-containing protein 21-like. The record is from RefSeq and is a predicted model, not a curated record. Gene Ontology annotation, molecular function: metal ion binding. NCBI's taxonomy places the organism in Eukaryota, Metazoa, Echinodermata, Asteroidea, Valvatida, Asterinidae. The coding region runs from base 181 to 903 and encodes 240 amino acids. The transcript is spliced from 7 exons.
CUGGCCUAUUUUUGGAGUCCGAAGAGUAAUGGGGUCAGGGAACCAGACUAAAACAUGAUGCUGUAAGAUAAGAACUACAGAGGGCGCUCUUCUAUUCACUUCAGACGAGCAGAAGGUCUGAAGGUGAGAGGAGGUGUCAUAAAUUUCUGAAACGAAUUGUUGCUCUUAAAUGUCGAGAAAAUGGCUGAUGCUGGUAAGAAGCUCGUACGUAGUAAAAGUGGGCUACGGAUGGUGAGUGUGGAAGAUAAGGAUACCAGUCCCUUUCAGCUAGAAGAGCCGCCUUGGGUACCAGAUGUCCAGUGCCUGGCCUGUGUCAAAUGUAGCUGCAAAUAUGACCUAGUCAAGCGCAGGCAUCACUGCCGGCGUUGUGGCAAGUGUUUCUGCGGCCAGUGUUGCUCCUCUAAGGUGCCCCUGCCUCGCAUGAACUUUGUGGAUCCGGUCCGGAUGUGUGAGGAAUGCGCGGUGGUCACCAAGAAGGAAAACGAAUUCUACGACAAACAACUCAAGCUUCUUGUCAAUGGAAGCAAUUUUACUUUGAAGAGUAACGAGCUGGAAAAUGACAAAGCCGAGGCGUUCUGUUACCUAGCUGCCAACCACAGGAGUCUGUUUUUCAGCGAGGAGAAGCCAGACAGGGAGAAUACCCGACCAUCCAAAUGGGUCCAUGACCCGGUCCAACUGACCAGCAUCCAGGAGGUCAAGAUACAAACAGCUGGUAACGAGACUAACCAGAAAAAUGCAGUCAUCACAUCCAUGUCCAUCAAGUACAGAUACAUCGAUGAGACGAGGGAUCUACUGCUCUUUGUUCCAGACGACUACUCAAGGAAAGCUGCCUCCUCCUGGAUCAUUGCCAUGCAAAAGGCUGUGAGGAUGCUGCAGCAAACGCGGGAGUUGCCCACAUCUUGAUCCUCCCUUUGUCUGGUACCCAUCCCGCUACAAUGAUUAACAUUCUGCCAGUUGCAACGUAGCCACGCUAAUCAAUAGUCAACUCAAUCCAGAUUGUCAGAGCAGGUCAAGCCGAGUCGUUUUUGCUAAAUAUGACAAAGUCAUGCUUUGUAUGUUACAUGUAUGUGGCCACUGUUAAGUUUCAACGGAAUAAGUGUAAGGGAGUGAAAAUCUGGGGUGCCAUAUUUAUUGCCAGGGGGCUAACAAUUCUGAAACAAGAUUCACAACAGAACCAUUCAAUUAAGAAAUACCAAAAUACUGUCCAACCAGAUAUGUCAUUAAUAUCUAAAUAGUUUCUUCAGACAAAGUUGUGUACAUAAAAAUAACACUAAAAUAUAAUAAUUUGUCCUUAAUACUCUUCGUUAGACAAACAAAACCAAAUUAUUGCAGUACUUAAUACAUUCUUCUCAAGUGGUAAA